AUGCACCUGCAGCAGCGCUGGCAGGAGCUGAAGGAGAGAGAGCAGACAGCCCAACAACACAACAGGCAGCUUCUGCAGCAGUUUGACAAAGCUCAAGACACGCUGAGAGAGAUGCUGGCCCGCAAUGCUGCUAUGAAAACUAUACGGAUGGAGUAUGAGAAGUACCUGGCGGACAGCGCUCCCCGCUGGCACCAGCAAUUCAAGGAGAAAACUCAGGCUGCUCAGAGGAAGAUCUCGCCAAAAAGUCGCAGGAAGUUUCUGCACCUCAACAGAACAACAACCAAAACAGCCACCAAGACUACAACCAAGAUGUCUCCUCUCAUCUCCCUUACAUGCAGUCUUCCUGGCUCACCCACAUUCAAUCCCAGACAUCUAGGCUUCCUAUCAGAGUGCCCUGUCAACCCCAAAGUUCCUCUCCACCACCUCACCUCCACGCCCGAUCAUCACCACCCAUGGCCCAGGCAGGAUCCACCCGGGUGGGCUCCCCCUCAGGCCGACAGCCCCUGGUCCUGGAUCGCAGGAGCUGCUGGGAUUCCCUCAGUCGGCUCUGAGACUCUGUGGGGUCGGCUCUACAUGGAGGAGCCUCCUCAUGAGAGGGCGGCCCGGGCUGAGACAAGCAGAGCACCAAGCUCAAAAAGAGAGAGAGAUGGUGGAAGCAGGAGCAGGAAUUUAUCCCAGGAGCUGGACAUUAAACCAGUUCGUCUGUCCAGUGACCACGCAGAGAGCAGUGAGAGUGGCAGGGAUUCCAGUCAGGCGAACAGAGAGAAGAGGAAGAAGAGGGAGAAGAGAGGGAAAACACAGCGUACGUCUUCAGACAGAGAAAGGUUGUCUAAGACUUCCAGUGCAGUCGUCAUUACUGGAGUGGCAGCGGCCCAAAGCUCAGAGAGCGACGCCUCAUCAGAGAAACACAUCACAAGUGGUGGUGAGAGGACAAGGAGAAGAAGUGGGGGACUUGGCGUUGGAUCACCGAAGACGGAGGAGGCAGGAAACGAAAGGACCAGGAGUGAGGGAGAUGACUCUGGGAGUCACAAAGAAGGGAGUCACUCCACUGGUAAGGAGUCAGGAAGUCAGACUGAGGAAUCCAGGAGCAAAAAUGCAGAGAAUCCAAGUCCUGGUGAGAAAUCAGACAGCUGCGGAGAGGAGGAAUCAGAGAGUGUUAGUAUAAAGAUUGGAAAUGGAGCUGCAGAGAUAGAAGAGCAGGAAAAUAUCAGCAGUACUGAAGAAAGCAGUGCAGAAGAAAAGGAUGAGGAAGAAGAUGAGCAUAAGAAAGAUCUUGGAGAGGGAGACAAUGACGAUGGUGAGGAGAAAGAGAACAGCCAGAGAGAUGAAGAGCUAGAGGAGAACAAUGUGAAGGAAGAAGAUGAUGAUGAUGAUGAUGAUGAUGAUGAUGAUGAUGAGGUUUCUGCCAGCAAGACAACAACAGAGGAAGAAGAGGAGACGGGAGCGGAGGACGAGUUGGAGGAUGGGGGAGAUGAUAAAGAUGGGUUGAAGAAUGAAGACGGGGAGAACAGAAAGCAGGGUUCAGCCUCCUCUCAGGACCAAGAGGUGGAUGAGGAGGAGAGUGAAAGAGAUGAGGAUGAGGAGGGGUCUGAUGAAGAGGAGGAUGAAGAGGGUGAGGAGGAAGGGGAGCAGAAGAGAGAUGAAGCAGGAGAACCAGAGGAGGAAAGAGAUUCAGACGACAGCAUCAUCUCACCACAAGAGAGCAGACCCAGAAAGAUUCACAUUAUUCCUGAGGAAGCAGCUGAAGACGAGGAUGAUGACGAUGAUGACGACAAGAAGGGGAAUGAACCAGGAUCCUCAGACGAUGACUCGAAUGAGUUCAGCGAGGAGGACGAAGUUGAGAAUCUCCUCGCGCCUCAAGAGCCAACGAAAAAGAAAGAAGUGAAGGACCUGAAAGUUGACGACAACCCUAAAGUGACUUGUGACAAGGUGGAGAUUUUUCGAGUGGAGCCGGACAAUUCAACAAAGACAGACCACCAAAGCGACUCUGAUGAAUUUGAUCACUUUUAUGACUAAAUGUGUUGAACUGCCUAAACCUGAGAAUUAAAGGACCUUGAAUUUAGUUUAACAUUAAAGCAACUGAUGAAAAAGGAGGUGAAACAGCAAUUUAAGAUCACAUUCAUAGAGAAUGUUGAUUUAUUUUGUUUGUUUUAUGGCAUUAAAUUAGAAAUGGAUUUCUAGAUGUUGCAUACUUGCCUUUCAAACAUAAAAAAAAUAUCUAAGUCCAGGAAUAAAUCCAGUACAUUUAAGCUGCAUUA
Molecule: messenger RNA, 2258 nt
Organism: Lates calcarifer (barramundi perch)
Lineage: Eukaryota; Metazoa; Chordata; Actinopteri; Centropomidae
Product: protein starmaker
Exons: 9
Coding region: 1-2016 (671 amino acids)
Source: RefSeq, a predicted model, not a curated record